Messenger RNA from Anguilla rostrata (American eel), 1852 nucleotides. Its product is annotated as annexin A3-like. Gene Ontology annotation, cellular component: cytoplasm. The transcript has 14 exons. The coding region runs from base 145 to 1167 and encodes 340 amino acids. NCBI's taxonomy places the organism in Eukaryota, Metazoa, Chordata, Actinopteri, Anguilliformes, Anguillidae. The record is from RefSeq and is a predicted model, not a curated record. Gene Ontology annotation, molecular function: calcium ion binding; calcium-dependent phospholipid binding; phospholipase inhibitor activity.
UCCUCUUUCGUGGAGGUUACUGACAUCAUUUCCUUAUGAAAGAGUGUUCCAACCCAGCUUCUACAGAAGGUGUGGUGCACGUUGGAAACUUGCUAAAUCCAGUUCGGAAUUGGACUACCUUAUCAGCUUCACCACACCGUUAGAAUGGCAACUGUAUGGGAUGAACUGGAUCUCUUGCUUGACUCCCCGUCUUCGCUGACAACCACGUCUAAUGUCAGAGGGACGAUUAAAGACAGCGCUGGCUUCAAUGCAGGCGCAGAUGCAGCGGCUAUACGGAAGGCCAUUGAAGGCAUUGGCACAACUGAGAAGACUCUGAUCGAUAUUUUAACCCAGAGAAGCAAUGCCCAGCGCCAGCUCAUCAGUAAAUCAUACCACGAAGCAACAGGGAAGAACCUCAUUGAUGACCUAGAAGGAGACACCCAUGGUGAUUUUGAAGACCUGUUGGUUGCACUUGUGACACCCCCAGCAGCCUAUGAUUGUCAUGAAUUUCUCGGUGCUGUAAAGGGAGCUGGAACAACAGAAAGCACUUUAAUAGAAAUUUUUGCCUCAAGAUCUAACAAACAACUUAAGGCCCUCUCUGAUGCAUAUUUAGCAGAAACUGGUAAGCCAUUGAUUGAUCGCAUCAAGUCAGAAGUAUCAGGGGACUUUGCCAAGGCCUUACUCAUCUUGGCUGAAGGAAAGAGAGAUGAGAGCACACAGGUGGAUAUGGGGAAAGCCAAAACGGAUGCAAAGACCCUCUAUGAAGCUGGGGAGAAGAAGUGGGGGACAGAUGAAAGCAAGUUCAUUGACAUCCUGUGCCACAGAAGUGUGCCUCAGCUGAGACAAACACUGGUGGAGUACAAGAGCAUAAGUGGCAAAACCCUUCAGCAGAGCAUUGAGGGUGAAAUGUCAGGAAAUUUGGAGGAUCUGCUGGUGGCCAUUGUAAAAUGUGUUAAAAGUGUCCCAGCGUACAUGGCUGAAAGGCUCUUCAAAAGCAUGAAGGGAGCGGGAACCGAUGAGGCCACUCUGAUUAGAAUAAUGGUCAGCCGCUCAGAGAUUGACAUGUUGGACAUCAGGGCUGAAUACAAAAAGCUGUUUGGCUAUUCGCUCCACUCCAGCAUUCAGUCAGAAACCUCUGGGGACGUUCGUACAACUCUGCUGAAGCUCUGUGGGGGAGACGACGCCUGAGCCAACCACUGGCAUUCAUAAACAAAACGUUUUCAAUAAAAAAAUGAAGACACGUUUAUUGAGAUAAUGUUGCAAUGGGUGAAUGCUGUUGUCCCAACAAAUCAAAGUAACAUUAUCAAGUUGCCUUUAUUUCAAGACAAAUCAUUUUCAACUCCUUAUCCAAACCUUUUGACUGAAAUGUUAUUUUACCAUAUUUGUAUGCUAGAAUUUAGCAAAGAUUUAUAAGAAUUAAUUUCAGGCUGAUUUUCUAAGACAUUAUCUAUGCUCUUUUACUUUGAUUUGAUUGUUAUAAAAUAAAUGAAAAAAAAAAUGUAAACCAAGUAACCACUAAUUGUAAAUUGUGAUUAAAGAAGUAAAGGAAUAUAAUUGUUAAAUCAUAUGUACAGCAGGUGGCAGUCUUGGUUAAACAUAAAUAAAUCAUGACCACCUCCAACAAAUUGAAUUUUGUCAAAGAAAAUUAUGCCUAUGCAGAGCUAGAGGAUUUGUAAUAUCACUAUGCUGUUUGAAGACUAUAUCCAUGGAAAGUUGCUUGUAAUAAGGCAUGUAUUGUAUAGCAUUACACUUCAUCCUUCACUGAGCAUUAAGGUUAUGUGAAGUCAGUCUCACAAUGAUUUAUUAAUGAGUGCAUUCAUUUUAUAUUCCAAGGAUAACCCUCUGUAUACAGAUAAAAGCAGUAUAAGUCUCA